GGACCCGUAGUCCUAUGGUGAACUACUCACACAUCACUCCGGAGGCGGGCAUGGUGAUGAAGAAGGCCUCCGGUGAUGAUCUCCCCUCCGGCAGGGUGCCGGGAAGAGCUUCUGAUCUCCCCGCGACGACGGCGGCGGCUACGGACUUCUUUCUGGAACUUUUGCGCUAUAUCUAGGGUUUUCCCUUCGGGGUGAAUAAAUAGGCGAAAGGGCGGAGCCGGGGGACGCUCUGGUGGGCCACACCCUACUCAGGCGCGGGCAGGGGCCCAGUCGCGCCUGGGGGUGGUGUGGGCCCACCAGGUGCCCCCUUCUGGCUUCUGGAGUCUUCCGGUGUAAAACUUCAUAAAAUAGCUUCCUUUGUCAAUUCCGAGAAUAUUUAUUUUUCAGCUCUCCUGGAACCAAAAACAGCAGAAAACAGGAACUGGCCACUUUGGCAUCUUGUCAAUAUGUUAGUGGCAGGAAAUCAAUAAAAACACCUAGAAGCACAAGUAAAAUAUAAAGUAAUUGGCAAUAAACAAGCAUGGAGCAUCAAAAAUUAUAGAUACAUUUCCAAUGUAUCAGAGCUCGCGGGGCGGCAGAGGGUCAGGCAGCAGACAGAGGAAGAAAACAAGACUGAGAAGUGUUUUGUGUCGAUGGCAUGUGGGGCCGGAAAGGCACGGGCGGACACAUUUUUGUGUCCGGGCGUGUCUGGCCCGACGCAUCCGCGACGCAAAUUUGGGUCGAGGAUGGGUCGCGGCGGACACGCCUGUCCGGAUGGGACGCACCGCUGGAGGGUUGUUUUUUGCCCCCGGACACAUUUCGGACAAAUCCGGACACAGCCGGACCGGAUGGGUAACCCUAGUGCGGAUGCCCUUAGCACGUACAGGGCGAGCGCGUGCACUGGUGCAGCACGUCGAGUGUUCGAUUCCCCCGCUGCCGGGAGCACGUGGUACGACGCGUCGUGGCAGGUGUACAAAAUGUAUUUUAUUGGAGUGCAUUGGUUUAAAGUGCCUUUAAAUCUAGACUAUAGGAGCCACUAUUGAAAAAGCCUCUAAUAGUAUAUAUUUGGAGGCACUUUUAAAAACUGCCUACAAUGAUAAUUUGUGGCACUGAUUUAAAGUGCCUUUGAAUAUAGACUAUAGGAGGCACUAUUGAAAAUGCCUCCAAUAAUAUACAUUUUGUGGCAUUUUUUAAAACUGCCUUUAAUUAGAGGCACAAUAAAAGGCAUAAUUUAAAAAAGUGCCUUCUAAAAUAACUAUUAGAGGCAAUUUAAAAAUAUACCUUCUGCAAAGUGCCUUCUAUUGACAGGGAUGUGAGGUAGUGGAGUACAGAAUAAAAGUUAUGGAAUUUACAAGACUAAAACAAAAUCUAGAAUUUCUGGAAAUUAAAAGAACGGGGGCAACCGCUAGGGUACCCGUAGCAGUGGUGCCUAGGUUCGGGUCAGCGUACCACGCAAGCAGGCCACGCGGCCCGGGUCAACGGUCGGGCGGAGGACCCGCCAGGCCAGGUCAUCCCCGGCGACCGGCCGUUGACCGACGCCAGCGACGGGGGAGCAGACCACCAGAGGACGCGCGAAGUGGCGUGUUCGAAGCACGGGCUCGUGCCGAACCUAGCUAGGGCGGCGCUGCUACUUCUGAGUCGCCGGAACGACGCCGGCGACAACCAUCUGAGGCGGCGCACGGCGCGGUGAUGUUCCAGGACGCGGUUGAGAGGGAGGAAGGGCUGGGGAGGUUGGCCUGCUCACCAGGAGUGCGACGGAAGGAUCGGGGAGGCCGGAGGAGCAGCGGCGACGCGGCGCCAUGGUCAACGGCACGGCGGCCAGAGCUCGGGAAGACGGCGUCGCGGUCGUCGACGGCGGCCGUGGCCCGUGUUAGACGGCGGAGAAGGAGGGUUCGCGGGGCUCGACUCUGGCCGCGCCUCCGUGAUUCCUUCGCUGGGGUGAGAGAGUUGACUACGGCGAACUCAGCUGGCCUCCGGAUUACUACUCCGUUUCGGAACCAAAAAAAAGGGGACCAGGCCGUUUCGGGAUAGUCCUAUGCCGUUCCAUAUAUAUGCAUACGAUCGGAACAAGCCACCAGAGCAGGACUACGGGGCACCGACUAUCACGCUUCACGCGAUCCAGAGAGAUCCAGAGAGCUGCAUCAAUCACGAGACCUCUUGCAUCAAUCAAUCAAUGGCGUCGCCGUUGUCUGAGAUUCCCGAGGACGUGCUACACCUCAUCAUCGACGGCCUCGUUUCCUCCACUGAUCGGCGUGGCCUCGUCUCCACGGCGUGGUCUGGACUACGCCGGCUCCUCCACUUCUCCGAUGGCUUCGAGGCGGCGCGCCGUGCCCGGCACUCGGUCUCGGCCGAUCGCGCUCGCUUCCGGGCCGUCUGUCGUUCGUGGCACUUGGCUAUGCGCCAGCACGUUCCGGCUCCAAGGCAGAUCCCCUGGAUUGUCAUGUCCGAUGGCUCGUUCCUCACACCUUCGGACGUUGCCGGCACCUCGCCCGCGCGCAUCCCCUCCUUGCCCAGGAACGCGAGAUGCGUAGCCUCGGCUGAUAGUUGGCUCCUUCUCGACCGCACGGAUGUCAGGAAGAAGAUGCAUAGCUACUUCUUGCAUGAUCCCUUCACCAACACGACUGUGCCGCUCCCAGAGCUUGACGCUGUGAUCGGCCAUGCUUCUGAGCUUUUCGGGGUCCACAAACUGCGUAUGCGGACGACCCCUUACGACAUCAUAGUCGUCAUGACCAAUAAUUGGAAUUAUCCUAUCAUCUUGAUCCGGCCAGGGAAGGGUGUGUGGUUGCCUAAGCCACAAACUGCUCCCUUCAUCUACAUCGUCGACACUGCAUUUCUUGGAGACAAGCUAUAUGGAAUCACUCACGCCGAGGAUCUUGUCUCUUUUGGUAUAGAUUUCGACAACAAAGGCGUACCCACCAUCACAACUAUCGAGCGCCUCAUCAGGCACCCACCGAGAAAUUAUUGGUUCAAAGUGUGGAGCGAUGAUAAUGGAAAUUUUGACUCCGCGAACAAUGAUACGGGAAAUAUAGAUGAGGUCGCCAAUAAUGAGGAACAGAGUAAAGAGGACACCAUAGAGCAACGCCGGAAGAAAACCGGCGAUGACAUGAUUCUUGAAGGCAUUACUGCUUGGUCGGAUGAUGAGGAUGAAGUUAGGGACCACUGGUACUUAGUCGAGUCAUGUGGAAAACUAUUAAUGGUGAUACGACAAGUUCGAGUGCCCUCCUAUAAUAUCAGCUCCACUCUCAAGGUAGAGGUUUAUGAGGCGGAUGCCUGCAAAGGUGCCCACUGCUGGGUGCCGAUUGUUGGUGGGCUAGGCAGCCAAACGCUUUUCAUCGGCAGAUUCUUCUGCAAGUCUAUUUCAACUUGUGAUGAGGCGGACCAAGAUGCUAUUCAUUUUAUCGACACGGGGGAGAAAUACAACAUGAAGUCACAAACUAUGAGCAAGUCAUGGAGGGACAUCGAAUACUUUGAGUCCAUGUGGAUCUUUUCUCCCAAGCUAGUGGUUUAAUACUAGUAUCUGUUUUUUGAACCAAAGUUCAAUAGUAUUUGUAACGACUUAGAAAAAUUUCAUACUAUGUAACAAUAUGCCAUUUGUUAGAUAUAAGUACCCACGGAGUGUUUUUUCAUCGCACAAUAUUCCUCCUUUGUUUUAAAAGACACCAUACAAUGUUUUUUUGGCGGGGUACACUAUGCAAUGUCGUAAGAAAAGCAACGUUAUGCAAAGUUGAACUUUAAAAACAUAUGAGGUUACGCAAAGUUGUAACCUAGACUACCAAGUCUCCACAUCAAAACAAUAAAAGAAAACUACUAUCACGUUGCAUAAAAAAGAAAGAGAGAGCGAGAACGAUGCAUGCAUCAACAAUGCACGAGCAUCAUUGUUUUGCCUAGGCAGAAUCAUUGUUGGAAAAUGAUACAGAGAAGCGCCGCACCGUACGCUCUCUCGUGCGGCG
Messenger RNA from Aegilops tauschii subsp. strangulata, 3929 nucleotides. RefSeq lists its product as uncharacterized. Lineage: Eukaryota; Viridiplantae; Streptophyta; Magnoliopsida; Poales; Poaceae. The record is from RefSeq and is a predicted model, not a curated record.